AUGAACGCAAGACUGUUCAGCGAAAAGAUAAAUUUGAUCCAAUUUUACAACAGACAUCAUGACGAGAUAAAUCAACAACGCAUCAAUUUCUCGGGGUUCACAACCACCACUUUACAGGCAUGGUUUUCCAACUGUGAUGCGUUCUACGAGGUUGUUGCCGAUGACUCGUGCUACAAUAUUGCCAAUGACCACGGAGUCUUAUUGUCCAACUUGUAUGCUUGGAAUACAGCGAUAAACACGGAUUGUUCCGGAUUGCAGGCAAAUGAUCUUACAAAUGUUCCAGAUGAUACAUGCUUCGAUAUCGCAUAUGAAUACGGCAUCUCAACGUCUUCUUUCUAUGCCUGGAACCCAGCGGUCAAGACCGACUGCUCCGGUAUGCAAGCGGACGAGUAUGUUUGCGUUGCUGUUCGCUUAACUGCGCAUGCGUUGUCUUAA
Molecule: messenger RNA, 435 nt
Organism: Penicillium odoratum
Lineage: Eukaryota; Fungi; Ascomycota; Eurotiomycetes; Eurotiales; Aspergillaceae
Product: LysM peptidoglycan-binding domain-containing protein
Exons: 3
Coding region: 1-435 (144 amino acids)
Source: RefSeq, a predicted model, not a curated record